AUGGCGAUUAUAAAAAUACAGGAUUAUGCUUACGAAUUGUUCAUAUUAUUAUUGAUGGUUUUUACUGUGUUGUACGUGUGGUUCCAAUAUAAGUUUACUUAUUGGAGCAGCAAAGGAGUGUUCGGUCCUACACCGGUAUUCCCUUUCGGGAAUAUACAGGAUGUUAUAAAAAGGAAGACGCAGUUCUUUCAGCCGUAUUGCGACAAUUAUUUCAAGUAUAAACAUUUACCAUAUAUAGGAAUGUAUUGUUUUAAUAAGCCCGUAUUGAGUAUACACGACGCGGACUUAGCUAAGCACAUACUUAUAAAGGAUUUCGAACAUUUCCAAUCACAUGGGAUAUUUUCUGGUGGAGUCGGGGAUCCAUUGGCUGGACAUCUUUUCAAUUUGCACGGGUCAGCGUGGAAACUUCUGAGGAAUAAAAUGACAUCAGCUUUUUCGGCAUGUAAAUUGAAAUGUAUGUAUCCCUUAGUGGAGAAAAUAUCUAAGGAAGCGCUUGCAUACGGCGACGUUUUGCACGCGAGAGGUGAAUCCAUAAAUUUUUCGGAGUUUUACGAAAAGUAUACUAUGGAAAUAAUUGGUAGUGUCGGCUUCGGAGUGGAGUGUAACGGUUUUAAAAAUUCAAAUUCUGAAUUUUAUUUACGCGGACACGAGUACUUCAAUCCUAAUUCGUUGUAUUGGACACUAAUCAGGGCUUUGGCGUUCUUCAUGCCAAAUUUCUUUGAUAAGCUGAAGAUAAGACGAAUUAAUCCGGACAUUUUAAACUUUUUCGAUAAUUUAGUGAGAGAGACCGUCGAGUACAGACACAGACAUAGCUACAAAAGAAACGACUUCCUUCAAACUCUCAUAGAUUUGAAUAACGAUUCUAGUAAAUGUGAAGAACGCGAAUCCCAAAAGGGGGGUUUCACAUUAACAGAUGUCACGUCAAACACUAUGCUAUAUAUGUUUGCGGGUUACGAGACCUCGGCCACUACUGGGCAGUUUGCGGCUUAUGAGCUGGCAAAAAAUCCCCACAUUCAGACCAAGGCUAGGGAAGAAAUAAGAAAGGUCCUCGCUAAAUACGACGGCGAAUGCAGUUACGAGGCCCAGGGAGAAAUGACAUAUAUGAAUAUGAUUCUUGAUGAGACGAUGCGAAUGUACCCGCCACUUCGAUCGCUUUUCCGUGGAUGCACAAAGGAAUAUAGAAUACCUGAUAGUGACGUCACAAUUGAGGAAGGCACUCUAGUGCUUAUACCGAUCCAUUCAAUCCAGAUGGAUCCGGAAAUAUUCCAAGAUCCGGAGACAUUCGAUCCGGAGAGAUUUUCUCCUGAGAGGAAGAAACUUAUACAUCCCUGCCAUUGGAUGCCUUUUGGUGAAGGACCGCGGAAAUGUCUAGGUCUCCGUCAAGGGUACAUUCAGUCGAAACUGGCUCUAGUCAAGUUAUUACACAAGUAUGAACUCUUGUUGGAUGACCGUACAGCCGUUCCUAUGAAGAUUAAGGCCACGUCACUAGCUUGCGCCGCUGACGGCGGCGUGUGGAUACGACUAAAGAAACUAACGGAAAGUGUAAACUAG
This is a messenger RNA of Danaus chrysippus (African queen), 1551 nucleotides long. The record is from the annotation of a GenBank genome assembly. Lineage: Eukaryota; Metazoa; Arthropoda; Insecta; Lepidoptera; Nymphalidae.